Molecule: messenger RNA, 1070 nt
Organism: Polyodon spathula (Mississippi paddlefish)
Lineage: Eukaryota; Metazoa; Chordata; Actinopteri; Acipenseriformes; Polyodontidae
Product: histidine triad nucleotide-binding protein 3-like
Exons: 6
Coding region: 216-923 (235 amino acids)
Molecular function (GO): catalytic activity
Source: RefSeq, a predicted model, not a curated record
UACUAUUUUAUUUUAUAUACAAGAGAUAAACACAUAUGUCGUCAACUUGCAGUACAUUUGGUUUGUAUGAAGUUGACUACUGUGGAUUCAGUGACUGACCAAAACCUGUUUUCUAUCUUACUAACUACUGUAUUUAACAUUUUUUGUAAUGCAUAAAUAAUGUAACUUAAAACUAUAUCUAUAACAAUUUAUUUUCAGACAAAACCACACAAUAUAUGGUUAAAUUAGUGUGCUGCUGUAAACUUCACAUUUACACAACUCUCCAGUUUGCCACAACAACUGAUCACCACUACAUAUAUGAACUAGUUGUGACAUGCUGGCAAGAUUCAGAUGACCUUUGUAAUGGGAAACUGUAUAGCUUCACUGUGGUCCCCUGCUCAAUUGCUGGUUUAUCGACUGGAACAGACGUACAGUCAGGAGAGAUGGCUGCAGCUGAGGGUGUGGGUACAGUGUCAGACCAGUCAUUAGCCCAGAGCACAUGUCAUCGAGAUGGGUACGAAGGUAAAUGUGUCUUCUGUAAAAUUGUCCAUAAGGAGAUUGACACCGAACUCAUGUAUUGUGAUGAAGAGCUGGCAUGUUUUAAAGAUGUUAAACCAGGAGCGCCACAGCACUAUCUUGUGAUUCCCAAUAGCCAUGUGGGAAACUGCAAAAGUCUGAAAAAGGAGCACAUCCCAUUAGUGGAGAAGAUGGUGGAGGUUGGAAAAAAAAUGCUGCAGCAGAACAACAUUACUGAUCUUAGUGACAUUAGGCUGGGUUUCCACUGGCCCCCAUUCUGUUCCAUAGCUCACCUGCACCUGCAUGUGCUGGCACCAGCCAGUCAGAUGGGAUUCAUCUCCAGAAUGUUUUACCGGAUCGAUUCCUAUUGGUUUAUUACAGCUGAACAACUUCUUGAGAGACUGAAUUCCCUUCCUGAAAACAGCUAAAUCCGAGUACCCUUGUGCUCAUGUAAUGUCUAGUUCAGCUCAGUGAGAGGUUUGGAGAAUAGACUGCGCUUGAAAAACAGUUGUAAAUGGUACUGAUUUUAGUGUACUGUUUAAAAUAAAGUGCAUGGGUGGUCUGUGUACAUAAAA